AUGCAUGUCCGGCAAUGGGCAAAGCUACUCACUCUGCCUGUGUGGCUGCAACCGGCCUACGGCAAUCCAGCAGCAAGCAACGAAGACGAUCGACCGUAUGAGAGCGAUGCCGCGAACCAGCAGGAACCCCUCUUCGGGCUGUGCCCAGAUUACACAAGCUACGCGCGGCAUAUCCAUAAACCUCUCAGCAAGGGACCUCUACAACUGCCGUACCAGAGACCGCAUCCGAAUUGUCGCAAGUUCUCCUCCCCCGCGGUGGAACAUGUGAUAGACGACCUCUAUCCGCGUAUAAAAGACGCGGACCUGGCGCAGAUGUUUCAGAAUGCCUUUCCCAAUACUCUCGACACGACGGUGUUAUGGCACGUAGACGGAGACAAGACGCACGCCCCAAAGUCAAGGCUGCUACGAGACAAGGACAAAUGGAAAGCGGCACAAUCAUUCAUCGUCACCGGCGACAUCAAUGCCGAAUGGCUACGCGACUCGACAAACCAACUCGCCCAAUAUCAACUCCUCGCCAAAUCCGCCCCAGACAUCUCCAGCCUCAUCCUCGGCGCGAUCAACACGCAAGCCGAGUUCGUCAUCUCCUCUCCCUACUGCAAUGCGUUCCAGCCACCAGACCCGUCGCGCCUCUCGCCAGUCCACUCCGGCCAGGACGACAUCGUCCACCCGGCGUAUGAACCCAGCGUCGUGUUUGAAUGUAAAUACGAGCUCGACAGUCUGGCGGCCUUCCUGCGUCUGACAAACGAGUACCAUUCUGCCACUGGCUCCACGGCGUUCCUGACGACGAGGUGGUUCAAAGCACUGGAAUCUCUCCUGGAAGUCCUGGACGCGCAGGCGAGGCCCACGUUCAACCCAGACUCGGGCUGGUACGAACGCAACGAGUACACGUUUUCCCGCACCACGCGCAUCGGCACCGAGACUCUUAACCUGGAAGGGACGGGCAACCCCUUAGGCCCCGGAACCGGUCUGAUCCGCUCGGCAUUCCGCCCCAGCGACGACGCGACCAUCUUCGGCUUCCUCAUCCCAGCGAACGCAAUGAUGAGCGUGGAACUUUCCCGCGCAGCCGCCAUGCUGAAGUCCGCCAGUUCCGCGGCAUCGAGCGAACGACAAGCGAACCAACUCCUUCAACUCGCCCAGGAUCUCUCGCAGAGGGCGAACGUCAUCAGAGAUGGUAUCUACAAGCACGCGGUCGUCACGCACCCGGAGUUCGGCCAAGUCUUCGCCUACGAGGUCGACGGAUACGGCUCGCAUUUACUGAUCGACGACGCGAACAUCCCCUCUCUGCUAUCUCUUCCACUUCUCGGCUUUGUCGACGCCGCGGAUGAAAUCUACCAGAAUACGCGCCGCAUGAUCCUCUCGCCACGCGGCAAUCCGUAUUUCCUCUCUGGCGCCAAGUUCAGCGGCAUAGGCGGCCCGCAUAUCGGCCUGCGGAACGCGUGGCCCAUGUCCGUGCUCGUUCAGGCCAUGACGUCGACCUCGGACGUCGAAAUCCUGGAAUGUCUGGAGCGGGUGAAGAAUGUCAGCGUGUUCGGCCUGCUCAACGAGUCCGUGGACGUGAAUAGAGGCGUCAGGACGAGUGGCGGUGGAGAGGGCAUGACGCGGAGUUGGUUCGCGUGGGCGAACAGCGUCUUCGCGCAGACUGUGCUGUGGUUGGCGGAGAAGAAGCCUCGAUUGAUUCUCAAGGACGAGGCCGAUGGGAGCAGCACGAGAGGGUACAGGGUUGGGGUCGGCUGGGUCGAGUAUUCUGUGUGA
Cladophialophora yegresii CBS 114405 is the source of this 1752-nucleotide messenger RNA. RefSeq lists its product as uncharacterized. Gene Ontology annotation, biological process: carbohydrate metabolic process. NCBI's taxonomy places the organism in Eukaryota, Fungi, Ascomycota, Eurotiomycetes, Chaetothyriales, Herpotrichiellaceae. The record is from RefSeq and is a predicted model, not a curated record. The transcript has 2 exons. Bases 1 to 1752 code for a protein of 583 amino acids.